AUGAGUCUGGCCGCUCCAGGCCUGCUUCCCAAGGCGGCCACUCCGCUCCGCAUCCUCGCCGCAUCUAGGCCGACUUGCCAAUUCUACCCCGAAAGACCGCAGUCCAACCUUCAGUCUCGAGGCCUCUAUACUGCUCCCUCGACCCGAUCUGCUCGACAUGCGCCUCGUCAACCAUCUCAGGCUAGGACAUUCCAUGCCACCGCUCCAUCAUUGGCCAAGGACCCGUACGCUACACUCGGUGUGAACAAAUCUUCCUCGACCGGCGAAAUCAAGAAAGCAUACUACGGUCUCGCCAAAAAGUACCAUCCCGACACCAACAAGGACGCCGGUGCUAAGGAAAAGUUUGCCGAAGCUCAAGCCGCAUACGAGACUCUCUCCGACCCUAAGAAGAAGGAGGCAUACGACACUUACGGCUCCGCUGCUUUCGACCAGAAUGGUGGUUUCAACCCCGGUGCCGGCGCUGGAGGCAACCCAUUCGCCGGUGGCGGUUUCGGCGGCUUUGGAGGCUUCGGCGGCGGUGCUGGUGCUGGUGGAGGUGCUCAGGGCUUUGGAGACAUCAACUUUGAGGAUCUUUUCAGCGCAUUCGGUGGAGGAGGCGCAAGAAGAGGCCGUGGAAGAGCAUCACCCUUCCAGGAAGAGAUUCUGGUCGGAGAGAACAUCGAGGUCCAGACCAACAUUUCCUUCUUGGACGCUGCCAAGGGUGUCACCAAGGACAUCAGUAUCACACCUUUGGUCAAGUGUAAGACUUGCGAAGGAAACGGCUUGAAAAAGGGCCAAUCGAGAUCUACUUGCAAGAGCUGUGACGGCACAGGCCAACGGGUACACUUCAUGCAGGGAGGCUUCCAGAUGGCGAGCACUUGCGGUGCUUGCGGAGGCCAAGGACAAACCAUCCCCAAGGGUGGUGCUUGUGGCGGUUGCAAGGGUGAGGGUGCAGUCCGCGAGAAGAGAACAGUGACAGUCGACAUUCCAGGAGGUGUUGAGGAUGGCAUGAGGUUGCGCGUUUCACAGGAAGGAGACUUCCCACCGACAGGCCAGGCCGCCAACCCCAAGGCGCGAACAGCGAACGGCGACCUAUAUGUCUUCAUCCGAGUCGCACCUGACCCGAAGUUCAGUCGCAACGGAUCAGACGUACUCUACACAGCAUCAAUACCGCUCACGACAGCCAUACUUGGAGGCGAAAUCCCAAUCCCUACACUGGACGGAGAAGUCAAGGUCAAGGUCGCGACAGGCACAGCAACCGGCGACCGCAUCACAUUGUCUGGAAUGGGCAUGAAGAAGCUUAACAGCCGACGUGGUGUAAACGGAGACCUCAAAGUCGAGUACAAGGUGCAAAUGCCCAAGUACCUGAGUGUCAACCAGAGGACGAUCGUCGAGAUGCUCGCGGAUGAGAUGGGAGACAAGAACGCCAAGCGCGUCAUGAACCUCGGAAAGAUGGCCGAAGAUGCUAAGAAGGAUGCGACGACGAGUGAGGAAGACUCGCACAAGAAUGAGGGAUUCCUCAAGUCAGCAUGGCAUAAACUCACCCAUCAGCAUGAGAAGCAAAAGGACGAAGCAAACAAGCAAGAGGAAGAGGACAAGAAGAAGUCUGGAUCGAGUUGA
Messenger RNA from Aureobasidium pullulans EXF-150, 1599 nucleotides. RefSeq lists its product as uncharacterized. The transcript has 2 exons. Gene Ontology annotation, molecular function: heat shock protein binding; ATP binding. Bases 1 to 1599 code for a protein of 532 amino acids. Gene Ontology annotation, cellular component: cytoplasm. Lineage: Eukaryota; Fungi; Ascomycota; Dothideomycetes; Dothideales; Saccotheciaceae. The record is from RefSeq and is a predicted model, not a curated record. Gene Ontology annotation, biological process: protein refolding; response to heat.